Messenger RNA from Harpegnathos saltator (Jerdon's jumping ant), 4072 nucleotides. RefSeq names its product fatty acid synthase-like. The record is from RefSeq and is a predicted model, not a curated record. Bases 70 to 3951 code for a protein of 1293 amino acids. Gene Ontology annotation, biological process: fatty acid biosynthetic process. Gene Ontology annotation, molecular function: phosphopantetheine binding; oxidoreductase activity; fatty acid synthase activity. NCBI's taxonomy places the organism in Eukaryota, Metazoa, Arthropoda, Insecta, Hymenoptera, Formicidae. The transcript is spliced from 9 exons.
UCGGUUGACUCGAGAAAUCUUUACGUACCGACUCAAAUUCGUAAAUUGGUAAUCGACCCUGCACAUCAUAUGACGCAAUUUCAUAACCUCUCUAUUGAAGAAAGAAAUGUACCCGUACGUGUCUAUGAUUCUUUCGACGCCAUUAUAUCCGGAGGAAUUGAAAUUUGUGGGCUGAAGUCCAUGGUCAUAUCCCGCCGAUCGACGAACGUCGAAUCUGUACACGAAGAAUACAAGUUCAUUGCUCACCGCGAUCAUAACACGAUCUCUUUGAAAGAUGCGGUGCAAAUAUCGAUACACAUCGCGCUUGAAUGUUACAAUUUGAGAAACGUCAAAGUGAUCGAGUUUGUCGAGGACGAUGACAAGAUUCUACUGGAGGAUCUAGUUAUUCCAAUUGUGGACAAAGUUCUGAGCAACUUGCCAUUAGUGCGAUCUAAUCUGACGUUGGCUGCGAUGGAGAACAGAUUCGACUGCUCUUUGUUACCACAAAAUCUAUCGGUCGUACAACCUAACAAAGUGUUAAACGGCGAUACGUUCCUAAUGGUUGUUGGAGUUGGAGUAUUAACGAAAAGUGCACACACAUUACUGUCUAAUAUAAUGGCUGGUGGCUUUCUGUUUACCCGAGAGGACCUCAAUGUCACAUACGACAAUGAGUUGCUCCAACAGUACAAUUUGAAUAUCAUUUUGGAGAAACGCACGGAACGGGAGUUGGUGUUGCUUCUGAGAAAGGCGCAAAGUGCAAUAAUAAAAAGAGAAAUCGUGCAUAUAAACAAUUACGAGUUUUCGUGGAUCGAAAAGCUCAAAUCUUCAUUGGACACGGACGACGAGACGAACUCACGAGUAACACUUGUUGUGGAAGAUGAUCCUGAGUGCGGUGUCAUAGGAUUUGUAAAUUGUUUGCGAAAGGAGCCAGGCGGCGACACAGUUAGAUGCGUCUUCAUUCAGGAUAAGAACGCGCCCAAGUUCUCCUUGCAAGAGCCUUUUUACAUGAAUCAGUUGCGACUAGACUUACCCAUUAAUGUCUUACGUCCCGGCAAAGUUUGGGGCUCUUACAGACACUUGUCAUUAUCGCCGCCGGAACCCAUACCUGUGCAGUGCGGUUACGUCGCUCAAAGGAUCCGAGGUGAUAUGAGCACAAUCCGUUGGGUCGAAGGACGGACAUCUCCCAAACUCAGCCGCGAAAAUAUGAUACAUAAAAUUUACGCGGCACUGAAUUUUAGAGAUAUUAUGAUAGCUACUGGUAAACUGGCGUUGGAAUCCUUCCAAAUGAUUGAACGAGAUAUCGAUUCUUUCUUAGGCUUUGAAUUUGUCGGGUAUGAUGGGUUUGGACAAAGAAUAAUGGCGUUAUGCUCCGAUAGAGGAAUAUCAAAUGUUGCAAUCCAGGACCACGUUAUGUCUUGGGUUAUUCCCGAUGAAUGGACAUUCGAGGAUGCUGCUACAGUUCCGUGUGUUUAUGCCACAAGCUGCUACGCUCUCUACGAGAAAGGAAAAAUGAAAAGAGGAGACAAAGUUCUCAUUCAUUCGGGUACCGGCGGUGUUGGUCAAGCCGCGAUCCACCUCGCGCUGUACGAAAAGUGCGAAGUAUUCACGACAGUCGGAACUUUGAAGAAACGGCAAUUCAUUAGAGAAACUUUUCCUUCGAUCCUUGACGAUCAUAUCGGCAAUUCUCGCGACACAAGUUUCGAACAAAUGAUACUUGAGCAGACACGCGGUCGGGGAGUUGAUAUCGUAUUGAAUUCCUUAGCUGAGGAGAAGCUUCAGGCGUCUAUUCGCUGCUUGGCAAAAGGCGGUCGAUUCUUGGAAAUAGGAAAAUAUGACUUGAUCGCCGAUAAUACUUUAGACAGAAUGAUUUUUGCGAAAGGCGUCAGUUUCCAUGCAAUUAUGUUAGACAAUAUAAUAAGUUCCGUCUCAAAGAAUUACGGAAUUAUAUAUAAUUAUAUGUUACAAUGUCUGAAAAAUGGCUCGAUAAAACCUCUUCCAAGGAAAGUCUUUGAAAAGACCAAAGUAGAAGAUGCCUUCAGGUAUAUGGCAACUGGCAAGCACAUAGGAAAGAUCCUGAUAAAGAUACGCGAUGAAAACGAGCCAUUGAGUCUUCCUAUUCUCGCUUAUCCCCGAUUUUUCUGCAAGUCUCAUAUGUCUUACAUCAUUUUGGGCGGAUUAGGCGGCUUUGGUCUAGAAUUGGCCGACUGGCUGAUUCUUCGCGGAGCAAAGAAUCUUCUUCUCACUUCGCGGACAGGAUUGCGAAACGGUUACCAGCGCUCGAGGGUGGAAUUAUGGAAGUCCUACGGGGUAAAUGUGCAGAUUAUCGCGAGUGCUGAAGCGUCUGAUCACAAGGACGGCGCGUCCAUCCUGAACACUGCCAUUGAAAUGGGACCGGUGGACGCUAUAUUCAAUCUUGCCGUAGUGCUGAAAGAUUCUCUCUACAAGAAUCAGACAACUGAGUCCUUCGAGGAAUCAUUUAAACCGAAAGCAAUGGCGACGAAAACAAUGGACGAGUUGUCCAGGAAAAUGUGCCCUGACCUCCGGUACUUUGUUGUCUUCUCAUCCGUUUCGUGUGGCCGAGGAAACUCCGGCCAAACUAAUUACGGUAUGGCCAAUUCCAUCAUGGAGAGAAUAUGCGAGAGAAGAGUACAAGACGGAUUACCUGGGAUGGCUAUACAGUGGGGCGCGGUGGGUGAUGUGGGUCUCGUGGCCGAUAUGCAAGAGGACAAUAAGGAACUGAUCAUCGGCGGUACUCUACAACAGAAAAUACAAUCCUGUCUUCAGUCGCUGGACACUUUCAUGGUUCUAAAUAAGCCGAUCGUGGGUAGUAUGGUUGUGGCAGAGAAGCGCGCGAUAUUUGGUGGAAUAAUGGACAUUGUGGAAACUGUAGCUAGUAUCAUGGGAAUAAAAGAUGUGAAAGCGGUUGGACUUCGCACUCCCCUGUCAGAGAUGGGUAUGGAUUCAAUGACGGCGGUAGAGAUCAAGCAAACGUUGGAGAAAGAAUUCGACGUUUAUCUUACCGCGCAGGACAUUAGAACUCUCACUUUGGAGAAACUCCACAAUAUGGCCGACAAAGACAAGCGUUUUGAGCAGAUUGAGACACUCGAUUCGGCGGGUAUAAAAUUUUUAAUUCGUUUAAUCAAUAAUUUAGACAUAGUUCCAGAUGUUUGCUUGGAGAUAACUACAAGAAAUAAAGUGGGCACAAAGCGGAUAUUUCUUCUACCAGGAAUCGAAGGUUGCGGGAGCGUAUUUAAUUCGUUGGCUUCGAAAAUCGAAGGUCCCGUGACAUGUUUGCAGCACGGAGCAAACAAUAUCCCCACGAGUGAAUCUGUAUUGCAGUCGGCUGCCAGUCUGUUACCUCAUAUAAUAUCAAAGAUGGAGGGUUCUGCGGAAUUCAUAAUAGUUGGGUAUUCAUACGGGUCGUUAAUCGCUAUCGAGUUGACGAGAUUGUUGGAGGCGAGAAAUUUCACAGGACGGUUAAUAUUAAUUGAUGGCACACCGGAUUAUAUGAAAACUCUGAAAGAUCAAUAUUUUCCUUUCACGAAUCUUCAGGAAUUUCAGAAUAAUGUUCUCCUAGGCCUUAUAGAUCUCUUCUACUCUGUCGAUACUACAUCGGUUUUAUUAGAAUUGUCUAAACACGACACGUGGAAGAAAAAAUGGGAUGCUGUCGUCAAAUGUCUUUCAGACGAUAUUGUGCAAGUAACUUCUCUUGAAAAUUACAAGAUUUAUUGUACAACGGUUUAUAAGCAUCUGAUCGCUAUUCACGAGUAUGAUGCGUCCUCAUCACCGCCACUGAAAUCGCCUAUACUAUUACUAAAACCUACAACGUCCUACCUGCCUUCUGCCGACGAAAAUAGCGACUUGAAAAAGGUAACUGAAGGUAACGUGCAAGUUCGUCGUAUCGAAGGUAAUCAUCUCACGAUGUUGGAAAAUGAUGAACUUGCUGAUAUUAUUAACGAAAUAUUAUCUUGAGAAGUUAAUCUUUAUAAUGUUACAAAAGUUCGUAAUUCUGUAAAUCGAAGGUAUCAAGGUGUGUGGAAAUGGAAGGAGAAUACGCAGAAUAUUUAUUGUAAACAAGGCAAUAAUAAAAUAU